Messenger RNA from Orcinus orca (killer whale), 6779 nucleotides. It is a transcript of the gene NR1I2, whose product is annotated as nuclear receptor subfamily 1 group I member 2. Gene Ontology annotation, molecular function: nuclear receptor activity; RNA polymerase II cis-regulatory region sequence-specific DNA binding. Lineage: Eukaryota; Metazoa; Chordata; Mammalia; Artiodactyla; Delphinidae. Gene Ontology annotation, biological process: cell differentiation; negative regulation of transcription by RNA polymerase II; positive regulation of transcription by RNA polymerase II. The record is from RefSeq and is a predicted model, not a curated record.
GCCGACACAUGGGCACCUCUACUCACCCAUUGACUCAACUGGGAACUUGAUGAAAUCUCUCCCACUGCCAGCUGGGGAGAGUCUACUGCUGGCCGGGGUGGGUGACCCGUGGGCUCACAGGCCAGCAGGGGAGCCAGGGAAUGCUAAGUGGAGCUGACUCGUGUCUCACAGUGACCCUCCUUCUGUCUGGGCCCUGGAGAGUCACUUUCCCAGCAAAUGCAGCACAUGGACAGGCCCUUAGGGCUGCCCAGAAUGACAUCUCUGCUAAAUUUCAAAACCUAACAGGCAGCACCUUGGACCUCUCACUGGGCAUCUUCUUUCUUGUACCUAAAGCCAACCAAUUCCCAUGUCAAUACCUGAUUUCUGGCCCGUUGGCCUGGAUGCAGCCACAGCACCGUUCCGGUGGUCUCUAAAUACCUGACUCCAAAGGUUACUAGUUGAUGGCUUCCCAUCCUCCUAUCUCCACCCCCAGGCAAAGUCUUCCCAGCACCUUCGUUCUACUCCUUCCCUUUCACACGUUCCUUCUGUAGUAGAGGAGCGUGCAUGUCACACAUUUUUCUGAUGCUUUCUAGUUUGGAGUCGAGAUCAGCCACCUAUCCCGUAUCAUUCAUGCUGAGGGUGCUGCAUCUCACAGCCUAAUCCCCUGAGCAACAGGAAAUCCCGGGUCCUGAAGCAGGGUCUCAUUCAGCCUAGUUUAGGAACCUGAAAUUGCUGAGUCCGCUCGCAGCACCAGGCUCCCGUUGUGAGCCUCCUGUAACCUGUCCUCCUUCUCUGCUGCUCCCAGCUCACCCCUGGGUUCCAUCUAGUUUCCAUCCUCGAGGAUGCCUCUGCAGUCCUUUCCUUGCUCCCUUUUCACCCAUGAAAGUAGCACCCUGUGCUACUCUCCUUUCUCCCCUCCCUCCCCACUCCAUUCCUCUCCUCUGCUCUCCCCACCCCCCCACCCCGGGGAUCCUUGUUCCUUCUACUGCAGAAACAAUUCACAUUUUCUUUAGAAUUUGCCCCCUUAUCCUCUGGUCUCGGUAUGCACCACUCUCCUUCCUUUCUUUCUCCCCAAGUUGGAAUCUUCUCCCUGAACAGCACGCUCUCCACCCACAGUGGUUCCCUAUGGGCCGACUUCUGAGGGACACGUGCCUCUACAGUUCCUCCUCCACUUCUCUCCCUGCCAGAUCAGCCCGUGGAUGGACACAGAUCAGCUGGUAACAUCCCCAGAAAGGCACACUCUCCUCUUCCUUUUCAUGCUGAAGGCCAUGUUGGCCUCUUCCAGCAGGUUCCAGUUAUUUAUGAGGAGCCUUAGCACCAGAGAAGUUAGUGAGUAGAGAGAGUCAAAGGCCAGUGGCAGGGGCUAGGCCCUCUUGACAGUGAGAGCAGGACAGUACCUGCCACAUCUCCAGCCCCAGGGAGCAAAAUCCAAAGUCCUCUGACCUCCAGGUGACAGCAGGACAGCUGGGUCCUGUUUGGUCACAGUUAGUCAUUCCCUUGUGUACCCCCAUGUAUGUCAUUCAUGGAAGACCUCCCUUCUCCCUAAUUUAAUAGGAGACCUGGGACUUUAGCAAAUGAAGUUACUGCAUAUAUUUACAUCAGCCUGGUCAGGCCACUGCUGCAUGCACCCAGGACUGAGCCUUCAACAAUGUCAACGAUUUCUUAGGCAGCACACACUGUGGAACCAUCCUGAAUGUGCAGCCACCCCAAAGCUCUCCAAAGGUCCUUUGCCAAAGCUGUUUUUUUUUAAAGGGCUUAGUAAAAGGCCCUGGCUGGUGAGAAACAAAAGAAAAAGCUCCAACAUAAACAAUGAGGAAAAUACAAAGGCUAAGAACCACUGAAUCUGCAGAAAACAGGCAGCAUCAGCCCCAGAAAAACUGCAGGUCCUUUUAGUGGUAUGGCCAUCUGCUCACAUGAGCCUCUGCUUAGAAAGUGAAGGAUGUGGAACACAGAUGGAGCCUCCCUGGAACUGCUCAAGAGGGCCAGUGGACUGACACAUGCUCCUCUGACUGUGAGAGGGAGGACCUGCAGCUCUCCAGAGUGCAGGGCCAGAUGCCUCUGGAUAUGGCUGGAGUGACAGCAAAGUUCCUUGGUCCCUUCUGCUGUAACCAGCAUUGAGAUGGCAAGAAUUGAGGACCUUAGGGAAUCACUUUCUGCCCAAGAACAGAGAGCUACCCCAAAGGACUCACAUGACAUGGAGGGCUCUGUGUGAAAUGAACUGCCUAGGAACAAGUCUGCACAGAAACGAAGGAGGUUUAAUAAAUGGUUUACCCACUCAGAAACGCAUCUUGUGAAGGAUGCAGCACAAUGUUGAAUUAAGAACACCGGUCUUGGGACUUCCCUGGUGGUGCAGUGGUUAAGAAUCCACCCGCCAAUGCAGGGGACAUGGGUUCGAGCCCUGGUCCGGGAAGAUCCCACAUGCGGCGGAGCAACUAAGCCCGUGGGCCACAACUACUGAGCCUGCGCUCUAGAGCCCGCAAGCCACAACUGCUGACCCUCGCGCCACAACUGAAGCCCACGCACCUAGAGCCCGUGCUCCACAACAAGAGAAGCCACCGCAAUGAGAAGCCUGCGUACUGCAAUGAAAAGUAGCCCCUGCUCACCGCAACUAGAGAAAGCCUGCACAGCAACAAAGACCCAAUGCAACCAAAUAAUAAAUAAAUAUUAAUUUAAAAAAAAAGAACACAGGUUUUGGAGUCCGACUGACAUGGGUUCAAAUUCUGGCUCCACCACCUAGUAGCUAAGCCAUGUCAACUAAUCACUCGCCCACAGAGGGGGUGAGGAUGUGUGCACUCAGGGCAGCAAGCCCCAGUCACAUACAAACAGUUUAUUAAUUUAUUCAUUCAUUUAUUGAUGGCUUUUCCUUGCUGAGAAUUUACCCCAUCUUUGGUAUUCACACUAAAUACUGGAUUUUACAAUUAAUUAUUUUUGCAAAGGCCUCACUGAAGAAGUAUUUUACUUUCAUGGAAUUUAAGAGGCGAUCAUUUCCACCCUCUGCUGGCUAGAUUUCACACAUUCCCAAGCAGUGAGGAACAGGUGCAAACCUCAGAGUAAAUACAGCUGGAAUGAAUUGAAACUGCACAGCUAACUGGUCUUAUUAAAUUCACAUGAAAGAGAGAUGUGGCUGGCACAUACCAGUCACCUAGUCACUGUCAUUUUCCUGCCCACAGGGCAUCGUUCUGUAAGAAGGGCUGAUAUAAGAGUGGAAUAGGAUCAAGACUGGGGGUGUUGGCUGGCACCCCAUAGACCCCAGUCCAGAUCGACAUCUAACAAAGCUCCAGGCCGUCUGUUUCCAUGAUCUCUUGCCAAGUAACAAACCUCCCCCAAACUUACUAAUUAAACCAACCACCAUUUUAUUUUCUGUCAUGCUCCUGUGUGUUGACGGGGCUCUGCUGGGAGUUCUGCGCACACAGCAUGUGUAGACACUUAGCUGGACUGAGACACGGGUUAGGCCAUAAGACGGUUAAGAUCUCUAAAAGGCAUCUACCCCCCUGUCUCCCUCCUGGCACAGCUGUGCGGGGACGUGUGGGUGCAGUGCGCGCUCACCCCACUAUUACGGGCCUCUGAACCUCUCUGUUCCCCUAGGUCCAUCAGGAGAAUCUGCUUUCCCAAGGGGGAAGCCUUUGUCCAGUGAGGUAGAAAGCUUCCCAUAGUCUACCCGGCCCUCUGGCUGCCCCUGGCCCCCCAGUCUAGAAUGGGGACUGGGGAAGGCAGGGAGCUUCUUUUGUCUCUUAUACUCCUGGGGACAGGUUUCCUCCGGCUCCCUCUUCCAAGAAGGAGAAAUCCUGGAAGAGGCCGCCUCCACAGAAACCUCGGGGCGCCUGGGAGUGAGGGGGAAGAGGGCAGGGUGUGGGAAAGACCGAGGUUCGGCCUGGCGCUGAAGCAUCCCAGAAAGCGGCUCUGGUGCAGGCCCUGUUGGAAGCAGUGCCCACCUCCCGCAUGAAUGUUGCAGGACAGUCUCCUCCCCCGCUCCCCUCCUCCAGCCGGCUCCGGGGCCCAGCACCCACUGACAGAUGCCUGAAGAGCGUCCGCCUGUACCCCUCCUGUAGCCCCGACCCAACUCAGAGGCAAAGGCAGGGCCCACAGAGGGUGUGACUAGUGUCCGUGUCGGGAGGGGACUGGGAGCCAGUGCCCCACGCGGCCUACCUCUUGCUCUUUGUCCUCUCGCAGCACAGCCAUGAAACGCAACGCCCAGCUCUGGUGCCCAGUCCAGAAGGGCACCUACGAGAUCACCCGGAAGACUCGGCAGCAGUGCCAGGCCUGCGCCUGCCGCCUGCGCAAGCUCCUGGAGAGCGGCUGCAGGAAAGACAUGAUCAUGUCUGACAUGGCUGUGGAGCAGAAGCGGGCCUUGAUCAGGAGGAAGAGGAGAGAACAGAUUGGGACUCAGCCCCCUAGAGCCAAGGCUCUGACUGAAGAGCAGCAGAUGAUGAUCAGGGAGUUGAUAACCGCUCAGGUGAAAACCUCUGAUGGCAUCUUCACGCGUUUCAAGAAUUUCCGGCUCAGAGAACUGGUAGCCAGUGGUCUCCAAAAUUCGGAGUCUCUGCAGACUCAGUCAAAUGAAGAAGCUGCCAAGUGGUGCAAGAUCAGGGAAGAUCUACGUUCAGUGAAGGCCUCCCUGCAGCUGCGGGGGGAAGACGGCAGCAUCUGAAACUACAAGCCCGCAGCCGACAAUAGUGGGAAAGAGAUCUCUUCCCUGUUGCCCCACAUGGCUGACACGUCAACCUACAUGUUCAAAGGCAUCAUCAACUUUGCCAAAGUCAUUUCCUAUUUCAGGGACCUGCUCAUCGAGGACCAGAUCUCCCUGCUGAAGGCGGCCGCCUUUGAGCUGUGCCCACUGAGAUUCAACACAAUGUUCAACGCAGAGACCAGGACCUGGGAGUGUGGUCAGCUGUCCUACUGCUUGGAAAACCCUACAGGUGGCUUCCAGCAGCUUCUGCUGGAGCCCGUAUUGAAAUUCCACUACAUGCGGAAGAAGCUGCAGCUGCAUAAGGAGGAGUAUGUGCUGAUGCAGGCCAUCUCCCUCUUCUCUCCAGACCGCCCGGGUGUGGGGCAGUGCCACUUGCUGGACCAGCUGCAGGAGUGGUUCGCCAUUACCCUGAAGGCCUACAUCAAGUGCAACCGGCCCCAGCCCGCCCACCGGUUCCUGUUCCUGAAGAUCAUGGCUAUGCUCACCGAGCUCCGCAGCAUCAACGUCCAGCACACCCAGCGGCUGCUGCGCAUCCAGGACAUUCACCCCUUCGCUACCCCACUCACGCAGAAGUUGUUCAGCAUCACAAAUGGCUGAGCGGCCGCCCCACGGCAGUCAGAGCCAGAGCCCUGGGAGCCAGAGCCACCACUCCUGGGGCCACACAGACAGACACUGACAAUGCCGGGCAGGUCCUGCCUCUCCAGGGAACUCACAAAGACAGCCGUGAGGGUGGCAGGCUAGCCUUCCUCAGCCCCCAGCUCAGCCUGGGGAGAGCCAAGCCCUAGAGCCUUACAUGAAGAGUAUGCUGGCCCCUUGGUCAGGCCUAUCGAGAGGCAAGGGCACCCUCCCCUUAGAAAAGGCCCUGGGUCUGGAGAUCUAGUAUCAUGGUGGGAGAGGGGAGAGGGGAUACGGUGCCUGGGGCUGGGGCAUCUGAGGGUCUAUGCCCACACCCAAGUUCAUUAGCUUCUUGGGUAUUUUCACUGCUACAUCUGCUACCCCUGUCUCCCACUCGCCAGCCGUUCCCAACCCACAGCCUCCUGUCCUGAGUUGCUCCGUGGGUUUCAGGCCUGUGUCCACCAGCAGGUGCAUUAGCGUCUGAGGGAGUCUUUUAGAGAGAGGCCAGAAGGCCUGCACCAAAUGUCACAAGCUUGUCAUUACCUGUCUCUGUGUUUAUUCUUCCCUCCUUCUGGGCACCUCAUUCUGUGUCUCUGCAUCCAUUAAAACACAUCAUUAAGCACCAACAAUGUGCAACCUGCUGUGGGGAAUACAUGCUGACUGACAUGGAUCCUGACCUCGAAGGGGUUAUACACGUGUGUGACUUGGUGCAGGUUUGCUUCACAACCGACCUGGGGCUGGGUGGCUCCUGAGGCUGGAACGCCGAAGGCUCUGUGAUGAGGCUGUACUGACGGCACUUAAUAAAUGUGUUCCUGUUUACACACCUGUUUGCAGAGCUGAAGAGUAUGAAAGUGUCUGCUUUGUUUGUAACCACUUUGAGUAAAAAUGUUGCUGCAUUUUUCGAAAAUUACAUUUCAACUAACUUUACAUAGGGCAUCACACACCUAAGAACCAGGCUUAGCAAAUAUGAUCCUGUGGUUAACGUCAAAUCAAGGCAAGAGGACUUCAAUAAUUAACUUAUGGCUAGAUUUAAGCCUUUUUUGGCCUUCCUUUCUGGGGGAAAAAAAGAAAUGUGGGGGUGGUGAAAUAGAGAUAUUAUAUAUUUGUAUAUAUUUCUAAAUUUUUAUUUUACUAUUGCCCUUUACAUAUCUGAAGACUGUUGGUGUGAGAACAUAAAAAUGCAUUAUUUGAGCUUCCCUGGUGGCGCAGUGCUUAAAAAUCUGCCUGCCAAUCCAGGGGACACGGGUUCGAGCCCUGAUCUGGGAAGAUCCCACAUGCCGUGGAGUGACUAAGCCUGUGUGCCACAAUUACUGAGCCCGUGUGCUGCAACUACUGAAGCCUGCGCGCCUAGAGCCCAUGCUCCGCAACAAGAGAAGCCACCGCAAUGAGAAGCCCGCGCACCACAGCAAAGAGUAGCCCCCGCUUGCCGCAACUAGAGAAAGCCCGUGCACAGCAACGAAGACCCAACGGAGCCAAAAAUAAAUAAAUAAAUAAAUUU